Solanum dulcamara is the source of this 1501-nucleotide messenger RNA. Its product is annotated as zeatin O-glucosyltransferase-like. The record is from RefSeq and is a predicted model, not a curated record. Lineage: Eukaryota; Viridiplantae; Streptophyta; Magnoliopsida; Solanales; Solanaceae. Gene Ontology annotation, molecular function: UDP-glycosyltransferase activity. The transcript has 2 exons. The coding region runs from base 45 to 1358 and encodes 437 amino acids.
AAGUAACAAUUUUCCAACAAAGACAGCUAAAAGCUCUCUCUUCAAUGGCGAAACUUGCCAAUCAUGAAGUUGCCGUAGUAAUGAUUCCAUUACCAGCACAAGGCCAUUUAAACCAACUCCUCCACCUCUCCCGCCUCAUCUCCGCCUAUCACCUCCCACUUCACUUCGCCGGAACCACCGUCCACCUCCGUCAAGCAAAAAAUCGGGUCCAAGGAUGGGACCCACUUUCCAUAUCCAACAUCAAAUUUCACGAAUUCACAAUCCCAAAUUACGAAACCCCACUUCCUAAUCCAAAUUCCAUCACCAAAUUCCCUUCCCAAUUGAUGCCCUCGUUUCACGCCACGUGUCAUCUCCGUCACCCGAUUUCUUCACUUUUACAUGAACUUUCAAGAAAUUACAGAAGAGUAAUUGUUAUUUAUGAUUCUUUAAUAGCUUGGGUUCUUCAAGAUGCUCCCUCUAUGGUAAAUGUUGAGUGUUAUAGCCUUCGUUGCAUUUCAGCUUGUUCUAUUCACUCUUGGGAUAAAUCUUCUGUAACACCGGAGUUUACAGAGUAUACCAGAGUACAAUUUGAGUUCAGGGAAAUUAUUAAUUCUGGUAAUUUAUACAAUUCUUGUUAUGAAAUUGAAGGAUUGUAUCUUGAUUUGCUAGGAAAAGAGAAAAGUGCGCGUAAUAAACAAUGGGCUAUUGGUCCAUUAAACCCAGUGAAACUGUUUGAUAAAAGAGAUUCAAAAAAAACCCAUAAAUGUAUAAAUUGGCUGGAUGAACAAGAACCGAAUUCCGUCAUAUUCGUGUCUUUUGGGACGACGACUACACUUUCUGACGAAGAAAUUAAAGAAUUAGCAAUUGGGUUGGAGAAAAGCCAGCAAAAAUUCAUAUGGGUAUUGAGAGAAGCAGAUAAAGGUGACAUUUUUACAGGUGAAAGUAGAGAAGUUGAGUUACCAGAAGGGUAUGAAGAAAGAGUGAAAAACAGAGGGUUAAUAGUUAGAGAUUGGGCUCCACAAUUGGAGAUUUUGGGACACGCAUCGACAGGUGGAUUCAUGAGUCAUUGCGGGUGGAAUUCAUGUAUGGAAAGUAUUUCAAUGGGAGUGCCAAUAGUAGCUUGGCCAAUGCAUUCAGAUCAACCAAGAAAUGCAGUUUUGGUAACAGAGGUGUUGAAAAUUGGACUAGUAUUGAGGGAUUGGGUAGUGAGAGACGAGUUGGUGAGUUCAGUUGCAGUUGCAGAAUGUGUUAAGAGAUUGAUGGAUUCUGCAGAAGGAGAUAAGAUGAGACAGAGGGCUAUGGAGUUGAGCAAAUCAGUGGAGGAUGGCGGUGGCAGCGGCAAAGAGAUGGACUCUUUCAUUGCCCAUAUCACAAGAUAAAGAUAAUUUUAAUUCUCUGAAUUUUUAAGUAUCAAAUGGCGUUGUGUUCUAUUUACAAGUAUGGAUUGAAAGCUCAGGGAUUGGCGUUUCUUGCAUUUGGGUCCAUUUCUUUUUUGGUAUUUGUUUAUGUUGCUAUUGUCUCC